Ceratosolen solmsi marchali is the source of this 1288-nucleotide messenger RNA. Its product is annotated as spindle pole body component 110. The record is from RefSeq and is a predicted model, not a curated record. The transcript is spliced from 6 exons. The coding region runs from base 23 to 1285 and encodes 420 amino acids. NCBI's taxonomy places the organism in Eukaryota, Metazoa, Arthropoda, Insecta, Hymenoptera, Agaonidae. Gene Ontology annotation, molecular function: microtubule binding. Gene Ontology annotation, cellular component: ciliary basal body; cilium.
AUUAACAGGUUUUCUCAAAAAUAUGAAGAAAAAAGGAAAAAAGGAUAAACAACGAAAAAAGAAUUUCCUCAGUGAAUUAGAAAUAGAGAUUUAUGAACAACAAAUUGUUGAUAGCAAUAGGCAAUUGGCAAGGUUACGAACUCAUAAUGAAGAAUUAGAAAGAAAAGUGGAAAGUAUCGAGAAGAAGCUAAAGGAGUUAGAAGAAAAUAAAGCUGAUUUGACAUCACAUUUACAGCAAGUACUACAAAAAAAAACAGAGGAAGCUCAGGAACUUCAUGAGAGACUGAUAUCAUUAGACAAAAUACAUAAUGAAGAACAGCAACAUUUUAAAAAAAAAGAAGAAUUAUUGGAAAAUGAAUUUCAGACUAUGGAACAUAAUUUAAUUGCAGAAGUUAAACUUGCUGCUGGAAAACUAAGUGCUUUAGAAGAAUGGCGACUUAAUCGUAUUGAUUUAAUGACCAAAUUUGAAGAACAAGAAAAAAAUGUAAAAGAGCAGGAAAUUCGUCAUAAAAACAUUCUUUAUGAAGCUGAAAAAAGAUUUAUAAUUGGUAAAGCAAGAAUGCAGAAUGAGCUGGAUAACCGUCUAACAGAAUUGUCGAAGAGUUUUCGAUCUGCGACAGCAUUGCGGUUAGCAAACACAUCUCAACGUGCUAUUUAUGAGAAUAUAUCGUUACAUCAAGAGCUCAAUCGUCUGCUAGGUCAAUGUCGCAUUCUUGACAUCGCUGUGCAGAAUUACAAGGAGCGCGAGCGCAUCUGGCGACUUCAUUCUUUGUUGUAUGAGGCUGAAUCCUGCUUCGCACUUGAAAAGGUUGCAAGGCAGAAUCGCAAUAUUGAAUAUUUAGCAAUAGAGCAUGAGCGCAUGAGUCGAGUUAUUGGAAGGAUAUGCAGGAGUGAGAAAUACAUAUUGCAUGGUGAUAAAAUACUCGAGAAGGCAAAACAGAGUUGUAAUGAAGCACAAAACAAAAUCCGAUUCCUUGAACAAAGUAUCGAGCUUAGUCAGGAUAGUAGAGAGGGCUCCAUGAAAAAAGUCUUUGACAAUUGCCAGGAAAUUCAAAAACUCAGUAGUAUACUCUUCAAUGUUAAGGAGACUAUUGAACAAAUUCUAUUGGAGCAAACUAAACUAACAUGCACAGACAAUGAUUCCUGUUCCACACAUUUCAUUAAUAUAAAAGAAAAGUUUCUUCAUUUGCUUCUUGAUAUGAUGAAAAGUUAUCAAGAGCAAGCUGUUGAAGAUAUAGAAGAAAUAGAAGUAAGGCAAAUUUAUAAUAAUUGUAAUGUAAGUUGACAU